This is a messenger RNA of Racocetra persica, 143 nucleotides long. Lineage: Eukaryota; Fungi; Glomeromycota; Glomeromycetes; Diversisporales; Gigasporaceae. The record is from the annotation of a GenBank genome assembly.
ACUCUGGGGUGUCUUCAUUAAUGACUAUAGAAGAGAUUAUUAUAGCUUCAAAUAUUCAUGAUUCUAAAAAAAGAGAAUUGGCAAGACAGCUUUAUAUUUAUGCAAUUUAUGAAAUUUGGUAUCAUUAUACACAAGUUAGAUAG